Molecule: messenger RNA, 1068 nt
Organism: Penicillium olsonii
Lineage: Eukaryota; Fungi; Ascomycota; Eurotiomycetes; Eurotiales; Aspergillaceae
Source: the annotation of a GenBank genome assembly
AUGGACCCCAACCCCAUAAUCCUCCCAGAGCCAUUCUCCUCAAUCCCGCGCUCUCCCCUCCUCCUGGGCCCAUCUCCAAUCCACCCCCUCCCCCGCAUAACCGCCGACCUCCAAAACCCCAAAAAGGUCACCAUCUACGCCAAGCGCGACGAUCUCAACUCCGCCUACGCCUACGGAGGCAACAAGACCCGCAAACUCGAGUACCUGCUUGCCGACGCCCUCGCGCAAGGAUGCAACACACUGGUUUCCAUCGGCGGCGUCCAAAGCAACCACACCCGCCAGGUCGCGGCCGUUGCUGCACGGUCGGGUCUGAAGGCCCGUCUUGUGCAGGAACAUUGGGUAGACUGGUCUGAUAAGGGGUACGAGGAUACGGGGAAUAUUCAACUUUCCAGACUCAUGAAUGCGGAUGUGAGGCUUGAUCCUUCUGGGUUUGGAAUCGAACAUAAGAAUACUGCUGCGGCUGUUGUGGAGGAGGCGAAGAAGAAUGGGGAGAUUCCUUACUAUAUUCCUGCUGGUGCAUCGGAUCAUCCGCUUGGCGGAUUGGGGUUCGCGAGGUGGGCGUUUGAGGUUCGAGAGCAGGAGGCGAAGAUGGGGGUGUUUUUCAAUACGGUUUUGGUUUGUGCUGUUACCGGCUCGACUUUUGCUGGCAUGAUUGCUGGGUUUAAGUUGUUGGAGAAGAUGUAUCCUGAUGAUCCCAAGAGACGGGUCAUUGGAAUCGAUGCUUCGGCAACGGUUGAGGCGACUUUUGAUCAGGUCUUGCGCAUUGCGAAGAACACUGCUGCUAAGAUUGGCUUGACUGAAGAUGAUAUCACGGCUGAGGAUGUUAUUCUGGAUGAUCGCUAUCAUGCGGGCAUUUAUGGCAUUCCGGAUCGUCAGACUUGGGAUGCGAUUGAGUACGCUGCCAAGAUGGAGGCGUUCAUCACGGAUCCUGUGUAUGAGGGUAAGAGCUUCGCGGGCAUGAUUGAUAUGAUCCGUCGUGGAGAGAUCGAGGAGGGAAACAUUUUGUAUGCGCACCUCGGUGGGCAAUUGGCUCUGAAUGCCUACUCUGACCUGGGCCGGACCCAGUAG